AUGAACUCCGCUUCAGUCAUCUUCCUCGUUACCGCCAUCGUUUUGGCUUCAGGUGUGUAUCUUUUUGCGGUUUUUUUUCUUUUCAUCAUUUAGGAUUUUCCUUUUUCUCAAUUUUCUCUAAUGUUUACAACUUUAUUCAUUGUUUUUCUUUUUCAGCCAGCCCUGCUCGAGUCCGAAGAGACGACCGAGUUGAGAAGUACUGCCUGAAGCACCAAGAGCACUACGACAAGUUCUGCUCCAAGGACUCCGAAAUGGACCGCAGCGUCUAUUCGAAGCUGGCCAAGUUCUGUCCAGCCUUCGAAAAGCACUGCUCGGUCGACAAGCGUGAGGUCGAAGACGACUUGGUCAUGCCUCCUCCACUGCCCAAGUCCAACGACUUCGCCAUGCUCGAUCUGCCGCUGAGCGAGGACGGCCGUCGCAGCUCCAGCUCUUCCCACUCUCGCAACACCGACACGGCUCACUCCAGCACGAGACUCACGGCCGCCAUCAUCGCCUCUUGCACUCCUGACUGCAACGCCGCUCACUGCACCGACGAGUGCAAAUGCGCUCACACCCAUCCGAAAGUCCACCAGAUGUGCAAUCCUCCGUCGUCAGCUCAGAUGGCCGAGACUUGCCAGCACUGGUACUCCAAGUGCACCAUGUUCGCUCCAGUUCAGUACUACUGA
Molecule: messenger RNA, 665 nt
Organism: Caenorhabditis auriculariae
Lineage: Eukaryota; Metazoa; Nematoda; Chromadorea; Rhabditida; Rhabditidae
Source: the annotation of a GenBank genome assembly